AUGAAGACUGUGGAGCAAUGCACACACAUUAACAUCCUCUCCUCCUUAUACGCUGUGGCGGUGGUGGUGCACGGACAAGAAGUGACACGGCUGGAGGCAGUAGAUCCUGAAGAUGAUCCUCUGAUCUAUGGCAUCACUGGAGAAGAGGCCAUGAAGUUCUUCAGAGUGGAGCAAGAUGGGAGAGUGUGGCUAGGACUACCACUCGAUCGAGAGAUCAAGUCAGAGAUGCAGGUUGAGUUUACCGUCAGAGACUCAUUCGAGCUGGUCACAGGCACCGUGAACAUCCAAAUUGGGGACGUCAACGAUAACGCGCCAACUUUCCAUGGACAGCCGUACACCGUCCAGAUCCCAGAGCUGUCUCUCCUGUGUGCCCUGCGCUUCAUCUAA
Knipowitschia caucasica is the source of this 387-nucleotide messenger RNA. Lineage: Eukaryota; Metazoa; Chordata; Actinopteri; Gobiiformes; Gobiidae. The record is from the annotation of a GenBank genome assembly.